This is a messenger RNA of Apis cerana (Asiatic honeybee), 4891 nucleotides long. Its product is annotated as zinc finger protein 227. NCBI's taxonomy places the organism in Eukaryota, Metazoa, Arthropoda, Insecta, Hymenoptera, Apidae. Gene Ontology annotation, cellular component: nucleus. Gene Ontology annotation, biological process: regulation of transcription by RNA polymerase II. Gene Ontology annotation, molecular function: RNA polymerase II cis-regulatory region sequence-specific DNA binding; zinc ion binding; DNA-binding transcription factor activity. The record is from RefSeq and is a predicted model, not a curated record.
GUAAUACAUAGUCAGAAAAAUGGCGGGAAAAUUUGGAAAAAUUGCUACAAAAUUUGUUGGUGCAAUGUGACUUCCAACAAAUGUAUCGAUCGAGAUCUAUUUUCAGUAAAAAAAAACUUAUGAUUUAAUAAUGAUGUAUAGUGUAAUACAUCUCUGACAAAUCAUUUACGAAGAAAAUAAAAAAUAUAAAGGAAUGAAUGAAAGAAGAUGGCGGACCAAUUAAGAGUACCGCGCUGAUACAUUUUAUUCUUUAUUUCUAGUAAAGGAUAAUAUUUUAUAAGUACAAAUCUAUAGAUCUCAUAUAAAAUCUUCAAUUCUUGUAUAAAUAACAAAUGAAUUAUAAUAAAAGACAUAAUAAUUUAUUAAUAAUAAUAUUGUUUGAUAUAACCGGAAUCCAUAAAUAAAACAAUUGGUUAUAUACAUAUGUUUUUCAAAUCGACGAAUGCUAUUAUAUAUUUUGUAUUGAGCACUCGUUUCGGGAGAGACGCCGACGCCCGGCGCCGACGUCGUUUUUAAAGCGUUAACGUUGUGCUGAAGUAAUCUCACCCAAUCCGGGAGACUCAUAAGUAAAAAAAAAUCGUUAGAAUAAUCAACUCUCUCAGACACGUUGGUACAUUCAUAAAGAUGCAUUGCUGAAAGUUUUAUAUCGAACGUUUCUGUCAUUUUUCAUCAAGGUGUUAAAAGAUAUCAAAAGGGAGGGAAAAUAAUAAUAAGCAAUGAAUUUAACAUUGUGAAACAAAGCCGCGUGAAUCAUUUAACAUAAUAAAUUAUUUUUUAAAAUGUGUUUAUAUAUAUAAAUAGUGAAAAGAAAAAUAUUAAAUAACAAGAACAUUUUUUUAGCGUGGUGAUAUCUUGUCAUUUUUUUUCUUUCUUUUUGAAAUGGGUACGGCGGGUCGCGAUUUUGAGCGCGAUCGGGAGGACGAGAUCCACUGCCGAAUUUGUGCUAGUGACAUACCAAGAAACGAUGGGGUUCACAUUUUCGCAGAGGAUGGUAGACGGCACUACUUGCAAACCAAAAUACGAAAAUAUCUGUACAUCUUGGUAUCUUCUGAAGAUAAAUUAUCAAAGAUGGUAUGUGUUACUUGUAUUAAAAGAUUAGAGAGCAUUCAUCGUUUUGCUAUGAUGGCAUAUAGGACACAAGAAAAAUUAAAAAUACAAUUAUAUAAUAAUAUUGAUAAUACAAAUACACAAGAUAUGGAAAGAGAAAGUAUUAAAGAUAUACAAAAUACAACAAGAAGGAUAGAGGAUCGAGGAUUAUUACAUACAAUAUUAACCAAAGGAGCAAUAGAAAUUUUAGCUGAAGGUGAACCAUUGGGACCAUCAGAAUUCAUAACACAAGAUAAUAUAUGUCAUACUCCAAGUAUGGAAGAAAUGGAAGUCAAAGUAGAUCCAAUGUUAUUUUUACAAUAUGGUAUGGAACAUUCAGCAUCAGAAACUUCAGAAGCAUCUGAUACAGAAGAAAUAAUAACAAGAAUGAAUAUUCCAGAACCAUUACCAUUAACAAAUAAAACUGAUGAAAUAAAAAAAGAAAAAGAAGAAGAGAAUAAUGAUAAAUCACAAGAAGAUACUGAAGAACAUCUUUCAGAUGUAACAAAACCUCAUGAAUGUACAAUAUGUGCUCGAUCUUUUAUAUCUCAAAUUGGUCUACAAAAUCAUUUAUGGUCUCAUUUGCCUAAAGAUAAACGACUUGAUGGAAAGCCUAUUUUAAGAUCACAACAAGUAUAUUCUACUAAUGGUGUGCUUCAUACGAAUACUGACAACAAUUCAUCUGGUAAUUUUGUCUGUCCAAUUUGUAGUAAAAAAAUUUCUACUAAGGGUAAUUUAAAAGUACAUUUGGAAACUCAUCGGCCUAAAGGAAAAUAUGGUUGUGACAUAUGUGGUAGAAUUUUUAAAACACAGUCAAAUUUAUUCAGACAUAAAGAGUAUCAUGGUGGAAUACAAUUUCCAUGUAAUGUAUGUGGAAGAGUUUAUCCAACAAAUUCUACAUUAAGAGCUCAUAGUAUAACGCAUUCGGAUUUAAGGCCGCACGCCUGCCCUCUUUGUGAUAAAACUUUUAAAAGAAAUCAAGAUUUAAAAUUUCAUAUAAAUCAACAUACAGGUGCAAGGCCUUAUCAAUGUCCAUACUGUCCAAAAGCUUUCGCAAGUUCUGGAAACUGUUUCUCACAUCGUAAAAGAAUGCAUCCUCGAGAAGUACAUCGAGACAGACAAAGAGCAGCAGAUUUAAUGAGAUGAACCAUGGGUAAUCAAUAUGAAGAAUGGUUUUAGAAAAAUAUAAUAAUUUAUAAUAUUCACAUAUUAGCUAUUAUAAUGAAAAAAAACUUUAAUUUUGAAUAUUAAUGGUGCUAAUGCAAGAAGCAACGGAAAUUUUCUAUACUUUAAUUGAAUUAUUUGAACUUAAUACUAGAUACUUAUUGUUAUUAACAAGUUAGUUGUUUGUUCUGAUAUAACUAGAUCUUCUUUAUAAAAAUAGAAACAAAUAUAUAUUUUUUUUAAUUUUUUAUCUAUUAUGAAUGUUAUUGAACUUGAUAUACUUCCAUUGUUGAUAAAUGCAAUUAUGUGCAAUUUAGUAAUUAUUAUUUAUUGAAUCAUAUAUAGUACAAGUAAUUAUAAUAAUAGGUUUUAAACUCUCUAGUCAAAAUAAGAAAUUUGUAUUUUUUACUCGUUUAUCUGUAUUUAACUUAUAUACAUUUUUUUUUCAUUUUUAAGAAUAGAAAUUAUAUUUAGACCUUGUUAAUAUUUCUUAAAAACAAUUUUAUAAUAAUACAAUGAUACUUGAAAAUUUUAUUUUAUGCGACUAUAUUGUUAACGAAAAUCGAAAAUAUUAUUCAAUCAAGAUAUCGUAUUAUUCGAAUAAUUUUCAAUUAAUAUUAAUAUAAUUGGCCCAUCGGUAAUGAAUACAAUAAAAUUUUAAGCUUUAAAAUUAGAAUUAAAAUAUAUUUCUUAUAAUUUGCGUAAAAAAAUAACUAGUAGAAAAGAAUUAAAGUAUAAGACAACUGUGAUUUUUUAUAAAUCGGCGGUAUAUUAGAAAAUUCAAUCAUAUCGAUGGGUUAAAUACUAUUUACAUUGUAGAUAUAAAAUAAAAUAGUAACACAAUUACUUAUUUGCGUACGCUUAAAAUUUAGUCUUUGGCGAAAUAUAAUUUUUUUUAUAUUUAAAGUAAGGAAUUUAUAAUAUUUUUUGAAUCCUUAAACGGGUACUCUGUAUAUUAUAUGUGAUAUUUUUAAACAAUAUGUACUUAGUAUAUUUUCAAGAGACAAAAGGUACAAAACAUUAAAUAUUGAAAUUAUUUGAUAUUUAUGUUUGUUAUGUCACCUGAACAAUUUCAUUUCAUAAUAAAUAAUGUAAAUGGAUUUGAAUGGUGAUAAAUGUUUUAAAAAAUACGUUAUUUUGUCCAUAUAAAGAGCUAUUUAACAAUAUUUGAUAAAGUAUUUAUAUUUACGACAAAAUGAUAAAAAAAUGACCAAAGAAGAAAAAAAGAAAAAAAAGAAAAGAAAGCAUUCUUCGAAAGAAGAAAAAUAGGAAAUUUUGUAGUUCAAACCAUAUUUUUAGCACAAUAUAUGAACAUCAUCAUUAAGUAACGUUAAGACUGUAUACGAAAUUCUGUGUCAAAUUAGAAUAAAGCAUAAAUAUAAGACAUUAGUAUAUGAUAUCAAUGACUGUAUGUGACGAAAAAUGAGACUAGUCUAUUCAAAAUGCAGUAUUAAAUAUAAUAAAUAAUGUAGAGGCUAUAGCCAAUGUUAAAAACGAUCACAAUGUUAUUCUUUUAAACAGAUAUACGAUUAAAAAAAAAGUAUUAACUAAAGUCUGAGUAGCUUCUAGGAAACUUUAGAUAAGAAUUUUUAGAGAAGAAAACAUGUAAAUGUAGAGGAUCAUAGCCUCUGCUUUCAUAUCGUAUACAUCGCACACAUAUUAGAUAAUGCAAAAAAGGGGAUGUUCGAUAUGUUCGAAUGAAUAGCUACAGAAAAAUGUAUGAUGUUUAUAUAAGUAACAAGUAGUACUUAUGAACAAAAAAAACCGUGUGUAACCGCGUAUAUUAGCGUAGUAGGGUGGUUGAGUUUUCGCAUUAACGAAAGUGAAAUGGACCAAAGAAAAAUGGGAAUAUUACGAUUAUAUAUUAUAUUACGAUUAAUAUAUUGAAUUUAAUUUAAGAAAUAUUACAAUAUUUUUUAUUUUUUUAUGUUUUUUUAAUUUCAAAAAUAAAUAUUUCUUAAAUCAAAUAAUACUCUCAAGAUAAACAUUUUAAUAAAAUAUUUUAUAAUGUAUAUUUAAUAACGCGAAAGCUGCGAUAGCCACCCUUGCUUAGAGAUAUAAUCGUAUAUUUUGCAAUUACAUUUUUGCUUGUCAGUUAUGUAGUAAUGGAUUAAGAUUAUUCGAUUAUUCGAAUUAUGUAUUUGCGAAAAUAAUCAAUUUUUGAUAAGAAAAGAAGAAACGAAAGUGAAUCGCUCACGAUCUCGCUCUCACAGCUCAAUUUUUACAUCUAGUUCUAAGCAGAGAUGAGCAAAUUAUCUAUUUUCUUCCUCAAUUUUAUUCUAGUCUUAAUACUGCCAAAUAUAUUGCACCUGAAAAAUGUUAUAGUUAUUGACGGUGCAUUAGUUUAUAUUUAUUAUUAUGUUAACCAAUAUUUUUGAAUUUUUAUUAAUUGAUAAUAAAAUAUUUUUAAAUCAAUUUGCUCAGCUCUUGCCAUAGGUCAAAAAUUGAGUAUUUUUUUAAAGUCCACAAAGACGAUUAGUGUUUAAAUUAGCGAUUAAAACAGUAUCUCAGAAGUGCCAGUAACGCAGUAAACUAAUGUAGUGUAUUUCAGCAGACAAAUACUGGAUAAUUAUAUGUAGAUUCGAAAUAUGAAUUAUCGAUAAUAUCAAUUGUGACACUUAAUAAAAUGAUUGUAUAAAAA